Musa acuminata AAA Group (dessert banana) is the source of this 1553-nucleotide messenger RNA. RefSeq names its product NPL4-like protein. The record is from RefSeq and is a predicted model, not a curated record. The transcript is spliced from 2 exons. Bases 134 to 1384 code for a protein of 416 amino acids. Gene Ontology annotation, biological process: ubiquitin-dependent protein catabolic process. Gene Ontology annotation, cellular component: nucleus. Lineage: Eukaryota; Viridiplantae; Streptophyta; Magnoliopsida; Zingiberales; Musaceae. Gene Ontology annotation, molecular function: ubiquitin protein ligase binding; ubiquitin binding.
ACUUUUCCUUUUUCUCAUCUCCUCUUUCCUACCUUCGCUUUGUUGCUUUAUAACUCCAAAGCGCCAGCAACCGCUGCAUCUACAGCUACAGCGUUCCUUCCUCUCCAAGAAAACAAACAGGAAGCAGAGGAAAAUGAUCCUUCGGAUCCGCAGCCGUGACGGCCUGGAGCGCGUCACCGUGCCGGACCCCUCCGCCGCCACCGUCGCCACCAUUCGCUCGCUCAUCGAGUCCCAGCUCGGCGUCCCCGCCGCUGCCCAAACCCUCUCCCUCGACCCCAAUCUCCUACUCCCCUCCAAGGCCCAGACCCCUGCCCUCGACCCCUCCGCCCGCCUCUCCUCCCUCCCCCUCGCCCAUGGCUCCAUCCUCUACCUCUCUUUCCCCGCCGGCCUCCGCCGCGCCGCGGCCGCUGUCCCCACGCCCCCGCCUUUCACCCCCGCUGGAUCCUUUGGCCGCCGCAAGAUGACCAUCGACGACCUCAUGGCCCGCCAGGUCCGCGUCGCCCGCCAGGAGUCCCCCCACUGCGCCGCCGCAUCCUUUGACCGCGACGCCGCCAACGCUUUCCAGCUGUACGUCGCCGACACCCUCGCCUUCGCCGUCAAGCGCGCCGGCUUCCUCUACGGCCAUGUGGACGAGGCCGCCCACUCCGUCGUCGUAGACUUCGUCUAUGAGCCCCCCCAGCAGGGCUCCGAGGACGCCGCCACUCUCUUCCGAGACCCCGACGAGGAGGCCCUCGUCGAGUCCAUCGCUGCGGGUCUCGGCAUGCGCAGGGUCGGGUUCAUCUUCUCCCAGGCCGUUGGUCGCAAGGCUGGCACUGCCGAGUACACCAUGUCCGGCCGUGAGGUCCUGCAGGCCGCUGAGAUGCAAGCCGAGGGCGGCAUCCCUGAGUGGGUGACUGCAAUUGUCAAGCUCAAGGUUGGGGAGGAUGGCGCUGCCGACGUGCACUUCGAGGCCUUCCAGAUGAGCGACACCUGCAUCCGCCUCUUCAAGGAGGGGUGGUUCGUGACCGAGUUCGGGGAGGAUGAUGACCCCAGGGUGUCGAAGAUGAAGAAGGAUGUGGUGGUCGGGGUAAAGGACACCAGGGAGGUCGACAACGAUUUCUUCUUAGUGCCUGUGAAGAUCUCCGAUCACCAGGGGCCAUUAUCUUCGAGUUUUCCUAUAGAGAACAGAAUCACUGCUGUAACGUUGAGAACUCUGAAGAACCACUUGGAUCGGACAAAGCACCUUCCAUUGGUGAAACGCAUCUCUGACUUUCAUCUGCUCCUCUUACUCGCAAGGCUUUUGGAUGUAAAUGCCGACAUACCAGCACUGACCGAGUGUGUACAAAAGCAGUCAUCAGUCCCAGAAGGUUACCAGCUUCUGAUAGAAUCAUUGGCCACCUCCUGAGAUGACAUGUGCCUUGGUGCCGGAUCUAUGAUUUGCUUGUGGUGGAAUCAAUGUUCCAAAAAUUUGCAUUAAACAUACGAAUUAUUACUGUUAAUUACUUCUUUCUACUGGAAUUUUCAUGUAGAUAUGCUACCUGUGUUCUUUCCAAUUAAAGGAUCAGUGUUCUGCA